This is a messenger RNA of Urocitellus parryii (Arctic ground squirrel), 552 nucleotides long. RefSeq names its product family with sequence similarity 241 member A (gene Fam241a). The record is from RefSeq and is a predicted model, not a curated record. Lineage: Eukaryota; Metazoa; Chordata; Mammalia; Rodentia; Sciuridae. Gene Ontology annotation, cellular component: intracellular membrane-bounded organelle.
CCGGCAGACGCGCUUCGCAGUCUCCUGUCAUCCACAGGCGCUGCCGACUAGUGCGACCCUGGGGCGGCGGCCACCGCCUCGUGCGACGCGGCGUGGCCUUCCAGCGGCCGUCCCGGGCGGCGGGAGUUGGCAGCGGGAUGUGCUCGGCUGGGGAACUGCUGCGGGGCGGCGGCAGCGGGGAUCGCGACGAGGACGGGGACGCUCUGGCGGAGCGGGCGGCGACUGGGACGGAGCGGGAGCCCGGAGCGAGCCCGCGGCGGCGCGGGCUGCAGCCCCCGGAGGAAAGCGAGCAGGAUAUUGAAGAAUCACAAAACCACACUGGUGAUUCUGUUGGAGAUGACUACAAAAAGAUGGGAACACUUUUUGGUGAAUUGAACAAAAGCCUCCUCAACAUGGGCUUCACAAGGAUGUAUUUUGGAGAACGAAUUGUGGAACCAGUAAUAGUCAUUUUCUUUUGGCUCAUGCUGUGGUUCCUUGGCCUACAAGCCCUUGGACUAGUUGCUGUCCUUUGCCUUGUCAUUAUUUAUGUGCAGCAGUAAAACUUGGCCGAAU